UCCAAGCACUGAUCUGGCCGGUCGGGUCGGCUCAAGCGGGAGGCGACGAGCAGGAAGCCUGCGGCUGGGGAGCUCCAAAGGCCCAGCCCGCCCUGUGGCAGAGGCAGGUGGACUUUGUCCCCCCCGGGAGACGCCGCAGGAGAUGCUGGCAGCGCCCGUGCCUGUCAUCUGAGCACGCCAUGGCAGACCUUUGCAGCGUGCCCCCAGAAAUCCUGGUGCCGGCUGCCAAUGAGACGCUGGAGCUGGUGCUGGGGAGCCAGGUCGAGCUGAACUGCACCGUGCGCUGGGCGGGCACCGAGCACUGCCAGCCCAUUCCCACCUGGAGCAAGGACGGGCAGUGGCUGGGCAGUGGCAGCAGCCAGGACACUGUCUGGUCCGGCCAAAACUCCUCGGAGCAGCUCCUGGCCAGUGUCCUGCAGCUCAACCUCACCCAGGAUGCUGAUUUUGGGGUGUUUGCUUGCUGGAUCAGCAAUGCCACGGCCACUUUCACCCUGCGGCGAGCAGAGGCGGUGGGGCACGUGCCAGCGGUGCUGGCAGCCCUCCUGGUCCUGCUGCUCCUGGUGCUCCUGGCUGUGCUCUAUGUCCGAUGCCGCCUGAACGCGCUCCUCUGGUACCGGGACCGCUACGGAGAGCUGGAGAUCAACGAUGGGAAGCUGUACGAUGCCUACGUCUCCCACGCCAAUGCCCCCGAUGACCGGAAGUUCAUCCACUUCAUCGUGAAGCCGCAGCUGGAAAACCGCCACGGCUACAAGCUCUUCCUGGACCAGCAGAACAUCCUGCCCAACUCAGAGCCAUCAGCUGACCUCAUCAUGAAUGUCAGCCGGUGCCGGCGCCUCAUCGUGGUGCUCUCCGUAGCGUACCUGGAGCAGGAGUGGUGCAACAGCAGCUUCAGGGAAGGGCUCUGGAGGCUGCUGGAGCUUUCCAGGAAACCCAUCUUCAUUGUCUUCGAGAGCCAGUACCGGGAGAUCACCCACCCCGCCAUCACCCUGCUGAAGCAGCACCGAAGUGCAGUGACCCUGCUGGUGUGGAGAGCUGGCUCCAUGACCCCAUCGUCGGACUUCUGGAAGGAGCUGUGCCUGGCCCUGCCGCGCAAGGUGUCCUUCCCGGGGGGAAGGAGCGUGGGGGACCCGCAGACGCAACUGCAGGAGGACAAGGACCCCAUGCUGAUCCUGCACAGCAGCUACCUGGACAGCGUGGGAGACCUGGACCCGGACGGGGACCUCGGCACAGGCCUCCGAGGGCGCGUCUUCGGCAGCCCCCGGCCCCCGCGCCUCGCUGGGCCCGGCGCUCCCGGGGCUCCAGCCUCCAGCGGGAUGGAGGAGGCACAGCUGCGGGAUGGGCAGCGCUCCGAGCUCGACGUCUCAGAUCUGGGAUCGCGCAACUACGGCGCCCGCACGGACUUCUACUGCCUGGUGACAGAGGAUGACAUCUGAGCAGGACCACAGGUGUCCCCCAGCCCUGUGGGGACACACGGACCAGGUCAGGGCUGAGGAGCCCGGAGUAAUGAUAGGAUCAGAGCCAUGGUUGUGCUGGGAAAGCAGGAGCUGGCUCCAGAGUGGAGAACUGGAAAACCAUCACCAGGAGCACCCUGCCCAUAAUACCUCAGUGCCACCCCUGGGCGCCACCCAGGUGGCUGGGCCGUGUCCCUUGCUGUGGGUGGCAGGUAUGUUCUUCCUGCAUGAUGGACAGUGCUGGGAUGGGUGAUGCUCUCCAAGGAACAAGGUGCCCCAGCCCCAGGGAGUGCCCGACGGGAGUGGUGGCAGCACCUUUGUCCCAUAUGGAA
Messenger RNA from Camarhynchus parvulus, 1783 nucleotides. RefSeq names its product single Ig and TIR domain containing (gene SIGIRR). The record is from RefSeq and is a predicted model, not a curated record. NCBI's taxonomy places the organism in Eukaryota, Metazoa, Chordata, Aves, Passeriformes, Thraupidae. Gene Ontology annotation, biological process: signal transduction.